Messenger RNA from Camelina sativa (false flax), 440 nucleotides. RefSeq lists its product as uncharacterized. Lineage: Eukaryota; Viridiplantae; Streptophyta; Magnoliopsida; Brassicales; Brassicaceae. The record is from RefSeq and is a predicted model, not a curated record.
AACAUUUAAAGCUCAUCACACUUCUUGUAGCAGCUCCGUCCAUCUCUCUAAAUCCUCUUCAUACCCAAAACCAAAAACAAAAAGAAACAAUGAUGCCUUCCGUUGCAAACUUGGUCAUCAAGAGCUUUGAAUAUGUUUCCACGGUAUGUCUUGAAGAUGUGAAGGAUAGUUCUCGAGUAGCAUAUGUUGAGAAUGGUGGUGAUGACGACGACAGUGGCUACGAUUAUGCUCCUGCUGCGUGAUUGUCUUCUAUUAGUAUAUUAAUGUAAUUUUGGAGGAAAAAAUAGAGAGAGACAUGACAAAGUAAUUUAGAUAUUUAGCUAGGCCGUGUAAUGUACGCGAUAGUGUUGUGAGUCUUCUUACAGAGUGAGCAGACAUGUGGUUUCCUUAACUGUAAGAACAAAAUCAUAUCUUCCUUAAUUAAAAUCACUUUUUGUCUC